AUGUAUCAAGGUAAAUGCCAAAUCCCAAAUCCCAAAAUUACCACUCACAAAUCCAAGGGUAGCAUCCAUGCCGGUCUCCCCAAAGGCAAAGAAGAACUCGUCUAUGGCCUCAACACCUACAUAAUCGGCAACCAGACCAACCCACGCGCCAUCAUAGUAGUCGACUCCGAUGUCUUCGGGCUCAAUCUUCCCAACAACAAGCUCAUCGCCGACUCCUACGCCGCCAGCGGCGAGUAUCUUGUCUACAUGCCGGAUUUCUUCAAAGGAGAUCCCCUAGCGCUCAAAAUCGCCGACUUGCUCAUCCCCGUCGACGAGAAGAAACUCGGUACCUUUGCUAAGUACACGGGAUUGCUUGCUUCGGCACCGAGUUUUGCGGCGUGGUCGAUGCGACAUAAAGCUGGGCCUACAGAUGAGAUUGCUACUACAUUCCUGAGGGAGUUGAGGAAGGCGACGCCCGAGGGACGGAAGAUUGGGAUUGUGGGGAUGUGUUGGGGUGGGAGGUAUGCGAUUCGUUCCGGGUUAGAGAGUAAGAUGAUUGAGAUUGAGGGGAGGGGCAGGGUUCCGUUGGUUGAUGCUGUGGUUGCGUUACACCCGAGUAAUCUUGUUUUCCCGGAUGAUUUUGAUAAGUUGGUUGUGCCUGUGAGUUUUGGGUGGGGUGUCAAGGAUCAGUUGGUUAGUUAUGAGACGAAAGGGAAGGUGGAGGAUGUUUUGAAGAAGGAAACGGCGGCGGGGAGAAAGGUUCCCGAGAUGCAACAUGUAAGCUAUGAGCCUGGGCGUCAUGGGUUCUCAGUUCGAGGAAAUCCAGACGAUCCUGCAGAGAGGAAGAUCUUGGAAGACACGGUGACGCAGGUGUUGGAUUGGUUUAAGAAAUGGCUUUGA
Molecule: messenger RNA, 879 nt
Organism: Glarea lozoyensis ATCC 20868
Lineage: Eukaryota; Fungi; Ascomycota; Leotiomycetes; Helotiales; Helotiaceae
Product: alpha/beta-Hydrolase
Exons: 1
Coding region: 1-879 (292 amino acids)
Molecular function (GO): hydrolase activity
Source: RefSeq, a predicted model, not a curated record